CUCGAUUUGGGGAUUGUAGAGUGAUUAGAGGAAGGACUCCGGAUCUUGCGGGGAAGCCUCGUGUGGAUAAAUCUUCGUGUUUUCCUUUCCUUGCUUCGUACCGGUUUUAACCAUUAUGACUCUGGAGGAGACUCACGGCCAGGAGCCCCUGCCUGAGACUAGCGACAGCAGCAGCAGCAGCAACAGCAGCAGCAGCGCCCCGAGCGGCAGCAGGAUGCAGAACGCCGGCAAAGCCCUGCAGGAACUGCUCGUCUCUUCGCAACGCCGCGGCUACCUCACGGCGGGCGUCUACGAGUCGGCCAAGCUGAUGAAUGUCGAUCCGGACACGGUGGCUUUCUGCCUGCUGGCAGCGGAUGAGGAGGACGAGGGGGACAUAGCUCUCCAGAUCCACUUCACCCUCAUCCAGGCUUUCUGCUGUGAAAACGACAUUGACAUUGUGAGGGUGAGCGACAUCCAGAAGCUGGCUAGUAUUGUGGGGGCCAGUGAAGAGGCUGGAGAGCCCCGAGACCUUCAUUGCAUCCUUAUCACGAAUCCAAAUGAGGAUGCUUGGAAAGAUCCAGCCUUGGAAAAGCUAAACUUGUUUUGUGAGGAGAGUCGGAACAUCAAUGACUGGGUGCCCAAUAUCACCCUACCUGAGUGAUGAAAAUCCAGUGCACGGGAGAGGUGGAAGCCGUUUGUUGCAUUCUCAUCGUGGAGUUGCACACCUGGGCAACUCAACCAGUGGCUGAUUCUGUGGAUUAGCCAAGUCAAAAGCUUGGAUUAAGUCGCUGGGACAACACGUGGUGGAUUCUUGUGGAGAAAGAAGAAGCAAAGGAAGAAAGGAAUGGCUACAGCCAACAGUGAAUCCCUACUAUGUUGCAGCACUGGGGAAGCUGCCAUACUUGUGGAGUUGAAGAACUGCAGGUUUUUAGGUGCAGAAGGAAAAAAACCCUGCAGGUUUCCAGGUCCGGUGGAACAUUGUGUUAGAAAGCAGGGAACAAAGUUGGAAAACUGGACACUGAUGGCAUGGGAAGGUAUGGACACAAUAUUGUGACCAAGAGCUGCUGCUGUGGGGUGUCCAGAGCCCCAAAACAAGAGAGACUGGAACCAUAAUAGUCUUUGGUAACCUGAUAUUUUUACAGAGACUUUGAUGCAGACUGAUGUACUGUUGGCCUUGUGGACUAUAUUCUGCCUUGAUAACCAAUUUUGGAAUGAUCUUUUUAGAACUGAAUUUAUGCUGCUAUUGAGGAUCUUCUACAUUUUGUAAUAAACUUCUUAACAACUAA
Molecule: messenger RNA, 1265 nt
Organism: Sphaerodactylus townsendi
Lineage: Eukaryota; Metazoa; Chordata; Lepidosauria; Squamata; Sphaerodactylidae
Gene: GADD45G
Product: growth arrest and DNA damage inducible gamma
Exons: 4
Coding region: 116-640 (174 amino acids)
Biological process (GO): regulation of cell cycle
Cellular component (GO): cytoplasm; nucleus
Source: RefSeq, a predicted model, not a curated record